Molecule: messenger RNA, 429 nt
Organism: Teleopsis dalmanni
Lineage: Eukaryota; Metazoa; Arthropoda; Insecta; Diptera; Diopsidae
Product: acyl-CoA-binding protein-like
Exons: 3
Coding region: 83-349 (88 amino acids)
Biological process (GO): fatty acid metabolic process
Molecular function (GO): long-chain fatty acyl-CoA binding
Source: RefSeq, a predicted model, not a curated record
AUACAUAUGUAAAAAAUUUCUUUUCCACCGAAAUACCUAACAUAAAAGCAUACUGGUGUUAUUUUCAAUUAACUUAAAGAAAAUGUCACGAGUAGAUACAGAUUUCGAUAUUGCUUGCGAAAAAGUUAGGGCCUUCACCAAACGUCCCACCGAUGAUGAAAUGUUAGCAUUCUAUGGACUCUACAAGCAGGCCACCGUAGGAGAUUGCAAUAUCCCUGAACCCAGUGAUGAAGAUUUAACUGCCAAAGCAAAAUGGAAUGCAUGGAUUAGAUACAAAGGUAUAAUCAAGCAGGUGGCCAAGACUGGUUAUAUUUUAACCCACAAGAAGUAUGCCCCACAAUAUGCCUAAGGUUUACCAUAUAUAUUUUUAGUUCUUGACUGAUUAUGUAGUUAAUUAUGUAUAUGGUUAUGUUAAACAAACAGUAUUAA